Messenger RNA from Molossus molossus (Pallas's mastiff bat), 1625 nucleotides. It is a transcript of the gene SPSB4, whose product is annotated as splA/ryanodine receptor domain and SOCS box containing 4. Gene Ontology annotation, cellular component: SCF ubiquitin ligase complex. The record is from RefSeq and is a predicted model, not a curated record. The coding region runs from base 804 to 1625 and encodes 273 amino acids. Lineage: Eukaryota; Metazoa; Chordata; Mammalia; Chiroptera; Molossidae. Gene Ontology annotation, molecular function: protein binding. Gene Ontology annotation, biological process: intracellular signal transduction; proteasome-mediated ubiquitin-dependent protein catabolic process. The transcript has 3 exons.
GAUCGGCUUUCAGCUGCAGCCUCCGGGCCGGCCGGGAAGGCGGGGAGCAGGCGGCGGCGGAGGAGGGGGAGGCGGAGGCGGCUGCAGCAUCCAGUGCUGGCCGCAGCGGCCAGCGCGCCCCGCGCACAAAGGCGCCCAGCCCCAGGGGAGGGCGAUGAGCACACCGCAGCUGGGUCCGGGGCCCCAGCUCCAGCCGCCGCUGCCUGCGCUCAGGGCGCGGGAGAAGACGCAGGGUGUGCCAAAAGCCGGCGGCCAAGGCGCGGCCCGUGAGCCCUGAGCUCGGGACUCGCCGCCCUCCGGGUCGGGCUGGAGCUUCGGAGCGGCUACUGCUAGGGCCUCGGCGCGCCCCCGGCAUCAGCGCGGGAGGGUGCGUCCCCACUCCUAUCUGACCUCUCACCUUCCCGCUGCGCCUGAGCGCCAACUUCCCCAAGAACGCUCCAACUCCUGUCCACCCUGCCGGGCAGAGGGGGUGCUGCUGCUGGGCACCAGCCGUGAGGACGCACCCCUGGCCCCAGGGAGAGAGCGGGCAUCCUCAGGGUAGCUCCGGCGCCCCUGAGUGGGCGUCGGUAGCAGACGCCUCUCCUGGGAGUCCAGGAUCUGCAAGUGCUGGCGAUCCCUCCCGGGCAGGCGCUCGCCCUCUCUUUUAUGGAGCUUGGGCCCCUGCCCCAGCCCGGCAGAGGCUGUGGAAGUACACCGUCCGGAAGCCUGGUUCCCAGGCCCCUGGCCCAUCCCUGGCUGCGGGGAGUGGCAGCUCCCACGAGGUAGCGGUGGCCUGCAGCGGUGGCCCCUCCUGGCAGUGAACCAUGGGCCAGAAGCUCUCGGGGAGCCUCAAGUCAGUGGAGGUUCGAGAGCCGGCGCUGCGGCCGGCCAAGCGGGAGCUGCGGGGAGCAGAGCCGGGGAGGCCCGCGCGGCUAGACCAGCUGCUGGACAUGCCCGCGGCGGGGCUGGCCGUGCAGCUGCGGCACGCGUGGAACCCCGAGGACCGUUCGCUCAACGUCUUCGUCAAGGACGACGACCGGCUCACCUUCCACCGGCACCCGGUGGCCCAGAGCACUGACGGCAUCCGCGGCAAAGUGGGCCAUGCCCGCGGCCUGCACGCCUGGCAGAUCCACUGGCCCGCUCGGCAGCGGGGCACCCACGCGGUAGUGGGCGUGGCCACGGCCCGGGCACCCCUGCACUCGGUGGGCUACACCGCGCUGGUGGGGAGUGACGCUGAGUCGUGGGGCUGGGACCUGGGCCGCAGUCGCCUCUACCACGAUGGCAAGAACCGGCCCGGAGUGGCCUACCCGGCCUUCCUGGGGCCCGAGGAGGCCUUCGCGCUGCCAGACUCGUUGCUUGUGGUGCUGGACAUGGACGAGGGCACGCUCAGCUUCGUCGUGGACGGCCAGUACCUGGGCGUGGCCUUUCGUGGUCUCAAGGGCAAGAAGCUGUACCCGGUGGUGAGUGCUGUGUGGGGCCACUGUGAAGUCACCAUGCGCUACAUCAAUGGCCUUGACCCCGAGCCCCUGCCGCUGAUGGACCUGUGUCGGAGAUCCAUACGCCUGGCCCUGGGCCGCCCGCGCCUGCGGGACAUCGGCUCCCUGCCUCUGCCUCAGUCUCUCAAAAACUAUCUGCAGUACCAGUGA